Notodromas monacha is the source of this 372-nucleotide messenger RNA. Lineage: Eukaryota; Metazoa; Arthropoda; Ostracoda; Podocopida; Cyprididae. The record is from the annotation of a GenBank genome assembly.
CUGUUCGCAGAUAAGCCCGUGAGAUCGGGAUCGAAAAUUGGCAGGCUAUAAAGCCCCACCCGGGCUCCACUCCUCCGUUUGCCAAGAGUGUUGCUGAUCAUCCCUGCCCCACAUAAGACAGUAUUUACGCGCAAAAAACAAAACAUGAAGACUUCUCUUCUGAUCUUUGUGGCUUGCGUCUCUGCUGCGUCGGCACAACGUGUGGUCGUUAUCCCUGCGGCUCGGGGUCGCAAACUUUUGCGUGACUUUGUGUUCUCAAUUUCCAUCGAUUCCUUUCUCUCCCCAAACUUUGCUGCUGCUGCUGCCGUGGUGGACUCCAUCGACACACACGUGGUGUCGCAACGUCGACAGAAGUGCCAUGGAACGACUUGA